GCUAGAUUCUGCUGAUGCUAAAACAACCAGAUUUCAGAAGUUUGCCAAAAUCUGCUCUCUGCACAACUCCUGUACACAGAGGACCACACUGCACUGCUACUGCAAGCUAUUGAAAGAGAACCUUCCAGGGAUCUCAGCCGGAAAGGGGUGCCAGGAUUACAAGCUUGUACAAUUCACCCCAGUUUAAUCGGCACUAAAGAUUGAACAGAUAUGGCCACUGGAAUGCUAAGAUGAUACUCUACCAACUGAGCUACAGUCUAGCUGAGGUCAUCGUAUGAACACGUUUUCAAGUUGUAUUAGCUUUUUAUUGCUACAAGAUAAGUAGACUCCACAUUCAUAGUUUUUGAGUGAGAUUCAUUUGCUUGCUUAGAGAUGAAAGCUCAGUUUGAACAACUUGGUUUCUAUGCUAGGAGUGCUUUUCAGCACGCUAGAUUGCCAGAAAUACUUGUAAGAAACAGUCGUACAUUCCUUAGAGAAAUUUCAAAUUUAGCAAGAAAACAUGUCCCCUCAGUCGUGGAUUCUGACCUGCUUUUGCCUGCUCUCCUCUGGAACCAGUGCAGUCUUCCUCAAAGGGAACUUUUCCAGAAGCUAUCCCUGUGAUGAGAAAAGGCACAAUGCCCUUGUGACUGCAGAAUGCAAUCAUCGUCAACUGCAUGAAGUUCCCCAAACUAUCGGCAAAUAUGUGACAGAUGUAGACUUGUCAGACAAUACUAUUAUGCACAUAACAAAUGAGUCCUUUCAGAAGUUUCGAAACCUCACUAAAAUCAAUCUGAACCACAAUGCCAAACAACAGCACCCAAAUGAAAAUAAAAAUGGUAUGAAUAUUACAGAAGGGGCUUUCCUCAGCCUAAGAAAUCUAACUGAAUUACUGUUGGAAGACAACCAGUUAUAUACUAUACCUGCUGGGUUGCCUGAGUCUUUGAAAGAACUUAGCCUAAUUCAAAACAAUAUAUUUCAGGUAACUAAAAACAACACUUUCGGGCUCAGGAACUUGGAAAGACUCUAUUUGGGCUGGAACUGCUAUUUUAAGUGUAAUCAAAUCUUUAAAGUAGAAGAUGGGGCAUUUAACAAUCUUAUAAACUUGAAGCUUCUCUCAUUAUCUUUCAAUAACCUUUUCUCCGUGCCUCCCAAACUACCAAGCUCUCUAAGCAAACUUUUUCUGAGCAAUGCCAAGAUCUCAACCAUCACUCAGGAAGACUUCAAAGGACUGGAACAUUUAAUAUUACUAGAUUUGAGUGGAAACUGCCCAAGGUGUUUCAAUGCCCCAUUUCCUUGUGAAUCUUGCAACUUAAGUGCGUCCAUCAGAAUACAUCCUCUUGCUUUUCAAAAUCUCACUCAACUUCGCUUUCUUAACCUCUCUAGCACUUCCCUCAGGACGAUUCCUUCUACCUGGUUCGACAAUCUGACAAAUUUGAAGGAACUCCAUCUUGAAUUCAAUUAUUUAGUUCAAGAAAUUGCCUCAGGAGCAUUUUUAACCAAGCUACCCAGUUUACAAACCCUUGACCUGUCCUUCAACUUUAUACAUAAAGAAUAUUUACAAUAUAUUACUAUCUCCCCGAACUUCUCUAUGCUUCGUUCUCUCAGGAAGUUGCACUUAAAAGGUUAUGUGUUCCGAGAACUUAAAAAGGAACAUUUCAAGCCCCUCCAGAAUCUUCCAAACUUAACAACCAUUAACUUGGGCAUUAACUUUAUUGAGAAAAUUGAUUUCAAAGCUUUCCAGGAUUUUCCCAACCUCAAAGUUAUUUACUUAUCGGGAAAUCGCAUAGCAUCCGUAAUAGAUGGUACAGACCACUCCUCUUGGCGAAACCGUCUUAGGAAGCCUCUCUCAACAGACUAUGACGAGUUUGAUCCACACAUGAAUUUUUACCAUAGCACUGAACCUUUAAUAAAGCCACAGUGUACUACUUAUGGCAAGGCCUUGGAUUUAAGUUUGAACAAUAUUUUCGUUAUUGGGAAAAGUCAAUUUGAAGGUUUUCAGGAUAUCGCCUGCUUAAAUCUGUCUUUCAAUGCCAAUGGUCAAGUGUUGAAUGGCACAGAAUUCUCAUCCAUGCCCCACAUUAAAUACUUGGAUUUAACCAACAACAGACUAGACUUUGAUGAUAACCAGACCUUCAGUGACCUUCAUGAUCUAGAAGUGUUGGACCUGAGCCACAAUGCACACUAUUUCAGUAUAGCAGGGGUAACACACCGUCUAGGAUUUAUCCAGAACUUAAUAAAGCUCAAGGUGUUAAACCUGAGCCACAAUGGCAUUUACACGCUCACAGAUGAAUACAAGCUGCAAAGCAAAUCUCUGAAAGAGUUGGUUUUUAGUGGAAAUCGCCUUGACCGUCUGUGGAAUGCAAAUGAUGGCAAAUACUGGUCCAUUUUUACAAGUCUCGAGACUCUGACACGCUUGGACUUAUCGUACAAUAACCUUCAACAAAUCCCAAAUGAAGCAUUCCUCAACUUGCCUCAGAGCCUCCAAGAGCUACAUAUCAAUGAUAACAGAUUACGUUUCUUUAAUUGGACAUUACUCCAGUAUUUUCCUCACCUUCAUGUGCUGGACUUGGGGAGAAAUGAGCUGUAUUUUCUAACCAAUUGCCUAUCGAAGUUUACACAUUCCCUGAAGACACUGCUGCUGAACCACAAUCAUUUCUCUCACCUACCUGCUGGCUUCCUCUCCGAAGCCAGGAAUCUGGUGUACCUGGAUCUAAGUUUCAACACAAUAAAGAUGAUCAAUAAAUCCUCCCUGCAAACUGAGACAAAAACAAACUUGUCUGUUCUGGAUCUACAAGGGAACCAUUUUGACUGCACGUGUGACAUAAGUGAUUUCCGAAGCUGGCUAGAAGAAAAUCCGCAUGUCAGAAUUCCUAGAUUGGUAGAUGUCAUUUGUUCCAAUCCUGGGGAUCAGAGAUGGAAGAGUGUCAUGAGCCUAGAUCUCACGACUUGUGUGUCAGAUACCACUGCAGCUAUCCUGUUCUUCUUCACAUUCCUUACCACCUCCACAGUGCUGUUGGCUGCUCUGGUUCAUCAUCUGUUUUACUGGGAUGUUUGGUUUAUCUAUCACAUGUGCUCUGCUAAGUUAAGAGGCUACAGGUCUUCAUCCACAUCCCAAACUUUCUAUGAUGCUUACAUUUCUUAUGACACCAAAGACGCAUCCGUCACUGACUGGGUGAUCAAUGAGCUGCGCUACCACCUUGAAGAGAGUGAGGACAAAAGUGUCCUCCUUUGCUUAGAGGAGAGGGAUUGGGAUCCGGGAUUACCUAUCAUUGAUAACCUCAUGCAGAGCAUAAACCAGAGCAAGAAGACAAUCUUUGUUUUAACCAAGAAAUAUGCCAAGAGCUGGAACUUUAAAACCGCUUUCUACUUGGCCUUGCAGAGGCUAAUGGAUGAGAACAUGGAUGUGAUUAUCUUCAUCCUCCUGGAACCAGUGUUACAGUAUUCACAGUACCUGAGGCUUCGGCAGAGGAUCUGUAAGAGCUCCAUCCUCCAGUGGCCCAACAACCCCAAAGCGGAAAACUUGUUUUGGCAAAGUCUUAAAAAUGUGGUCUUGACCGAAAAUGAUUCACGGUAUGACAAUUUGUACAUCGAUUCCAUUAGGCAAUACUAAUGCUGGGAAGUUAUGGCUCUGUGCCAUCAAAAAAACCACACAGCUUCUCUUUAUAAUGAACUGUGGCAAGUGAAUGGGCACAUGGCUGCGCGAGGUGCUGAAAAUAAGGGACAAUUGGGUGUUCAGCCCUAAAGAGGACACUUAUACCAGCUCCCCUAGGGCUUGGGUAACUUUGUGGAAGAGGGAGUUGGAAAAAAUGUAUGGACUAGACUAUAGGUAGAAGGGCUGAAAAAUGCUAUCUUCUGGGCAUGACAGCCAUUUUGACCAUGAUGGCACAGCAGCUAGGGUUGCCUGCAGUGAGUGUGCACAAGACUGGGCCUCUUAUCAGUCGAUUAUGGAUGGGUGCAGGCCCCAUAAAACUCUACUCCAUCUUUCUGAGGGGCAGGUCCCCUCUACUCCACCCUUUUGCACUAUUGGCUAUUAGUGAGUACUGGGGAAAAGGCAAUCAUUAUCUUCAGCCGUGUACCCAUUGAUGAGCCCAGAUUCAGUAGAUGGUUCAACACCCACGGUUAUGCAGAAAGCCCUGGUAAAGUCAGUACACUGAAAACCAAAACCACAAUGCCUGAGCACGAGAAAUGGUCUUAUAAGGUGGGUAGGUUGGCAGCAGUGGGAGAGAAGAUAGGAAAAGUGGGCAUGAAGCUAACCAGAAUGCAUGGCUUCUCUCUCAUAAACUUCACUCUGGGAUCCACUCGCAAGCUCUGCCCCAUGCAGUUGUCCUCAAGAUUCAGCUUCUCCUGUGUGUUAGCCGUCGUAGUUCCCUGCUAUGUGAACUUCUUUCCCAAGGCACCUUGUUUCAUCAAGGCCAGUGACAGGAGACACAGAGGUUGACAACAAGUGUCAGUCGUUUGGAAGUGGAUCAGAAAAUGAUAGCCACAGCUGGAUUCUAUUUAGUAAAAGUCAACCACAGAUCCUUCCAGCUCCAGACACCAAAUACCUCAGGUUGAGAGAAAGCUAUUGAAAGCCAGGGUAACAGAUCUGAGGGCCCCUCAGCUAAGAGGAAAGAGUUUGACUGAGACAAGUGAUUGAAUCAAUCAUUAUCUAUUUCUUUGGGCUGAAAUUAAGAGACAGCUUGCCAUCUUGGUCACAGAUCCUCAAUCCUAGGAAGGUCAGGUCACAUGGGCCAUCAUAGCAGGCAGCUUAUUGUACCGACUUUUCAAUCCCUAAGGACAUUUGCCACUGUAUCUAAUGAUUUUGACAUUAAGAUGCUGGUGAAGUUGAUAAAUCCAUGCCUAUGAGGUUAUAUUACAUUGUGAUUGCAUUAAUCUUUCUUUUACAAUGACAUUUUAACAUAAGUUUUGAGAUUAUAACUACAUCAUUUCCUCCUCUUUCCUCUCUCCAAAGCUGCACAUGUGCCCCAGUCUGACUUUUACAAAUGUUGUCUACAAUAUUUACUUUUUAAGCUUUUGAUGUCGCUUAAACACUGAAGAGGAUAGUUCUUAAACGCCUUUCAAUUCUUAAUCAUUUUAAAGGUAUUUGUUUAAAUGGAAUGAUUUUGGGGUACUUGUGAUCUCCUGUUGGUAUAUAUUUUCAAAUGAAUGAUUAAAAUUUCUUCAUUUUACAUGACAAAUGUGUGAUAAAUCUGUAGUAGACAAAACGGACUCUAAUAUAAAAAGUUGUCAUUUGCACUG
Molecule: messenger RNA, 5217 nt
Organism: Rattus norvegicus (Norway rat)
Lineage: Eukaryota; Metazoa; Chordata; Mammalia; Rodentia; Muridae
Source: RefSeq, a predicted model, not a curated record